Cicer arietinum (chickpea) is the source of this 1738-nucleotide messenger RNA. RefSeq lists its product as uncharacterized. Gene Ontology annotation, biological process: meristem maintenance; meristem development. The record is from RefSeq and is a predicted model, not a curated record. Lineage: Eukaryota; Viridiplantae; Streptophyta; Magnoliopsida; Fabales; Fabaceae.
UCGAAACUCUGAAAUAUUCGAUUCUCUCACCCUACUAAAAAUUCGAAUCUUUCAAACAUCUGAAGUAAAAAAUGCCUAGAAUGAGAGGUGUGUUUGGUCAAAUUAUUCGCAACUUGAUAGGUGACAUAGGUGAUGGUGUAGAGAGAAUUCCACCAACAGCAUCAAACAAACGACGCAACGAAGCAAAUCGUCCAAUUAGGCAGCGUCGUCGAAGACAAGAGGAGGUCCAUGAUGAUGAUGUCGAGUCCACUGAGCAGGAGGAGGAUGUCCCUCAGCCUCCACAGAUGGAGUAGGUCGCUGAUGAUAUUCAUGAUACUUCUGCACAUGCUGAUGAUGCUGAUGAGUCGGAUGAUGCUGCUGAUAUUGAUGAUCAGGAUCAGCAGACCGAAUUUCCCGGAGGACCGACGGUGACAUGUGUGUUAACACAGUACGAGCAUCACGUGGCUCGGAGACUAUGGGAAAGAGAGGAUCGUGGAUCAUUAAAAGUAAUUACUCACGGAUUAAAAUUGAAGAAGUUUGCUGAAGUUUCUAUGCCAGCUCCUGUAGAGCAUUGGAUUCAGGAAUCUGGGCUGAUGCAUCUAUCUUCAGGCUACCUCAUUAUGGCUGAUGCUGGUCUUAUAUUCGCAUUUGUUGAAAGAUGGCAUAGAGAGACCAGCUCAUUUCAUCUGCCAUUUGGAGAGAUGACUAUCACCUUAGACGAGGUUGCUACUCUCCUUCACAUCUCACCACAUGGUAAUUUUUUUUGAUGCACCUAUGAAUACUAAUAAUGCUGCAAGAGCUGCACAUGAGUACUUAGGUGCAACAUGGGAGGAAGCAUGUGCUAAGAUUAGUUAUAACAAAUGUGCCCCAUAUAGAUUGCAAUAGUUGUGUGAUUUAUAUAGUCGUCUCAUUCAAACUAAUCAGUUUGAGUGUGCGGCUAGAACGUAUCUAUUGCAUUUAGUUGGUUGCACUAUUUUCGCCGAUAAAACACAUACGCGUGUUGAUGCGAAAUACAUUACUCUUUUUAUUGAUUUACAUCGUUGUUGAGGCUACUCGUGGGCUUCUGCGGCAUUGGUUUUCCUUUAUGACAACCUGGGAGAUGGAGUUGUCCACGACACUCGACAGGUGGGAGGUUACAUGACCCUACUACAGUGUUGGAUUUACGAGCACUUCCCUAGGAUCUGUAAGCGGGGUGAUAGAGGAGUGGUUCCUGCACAUCUUCCAAGAGCAUGUAGGUGGACUGCAAAACAUGUUGUUGAAGGAUAUCUUCGAUGUGGUGGAGUCUCAGUCCCAUAUUUGCCAGAGCGAUGUCUUCGACAGUUUGGUCGUAUUCAGUGCAUUCUGCGUGACGUUCCUCCGAUGUCGGACAUUAUAGAUUGGGUCUGGCAGAGUACUAUGAGAUCAUCUGUAGAGACCUUUCAGAGACUAUAUCCUGUUGCGACUUUUUCUAUAGAGGUCACUGCAGACUACUAUGCAUGGUAUAUUAGUGUUUCACAUCCUCUGAUUCUCCCUCCAUCCACUGUUGCACUUUCGAGUCCACAUACUAUUGUUGCUACACAUGCUGGUCCAUCAUCUUCUGCACAUGUUGGUAGAGACCGUAGAGACCGUAGAGCAGCUGAGUUUGCACAUAUGGCCUUAGAUAUGGUAAGACCAUUUAGUGAGAUUCAUGAGAUAUUAAGUGAAUUAUGCCGCUUGUAUGACGAUUAGUUAUUGUGUUAUUGUGCUAUGUAUGCCCGAAUAUUUAAUCGAUAAUUUUAUA